Melampsora larici-populina 98AG31 is the source of this 1315-nucleotide messenger RNA. RefSeq lists its product as uncharacterized. The record is from RefSeq and is a predicted model, not a curated record. Lineage: Eukaryota; Fungi; Basidiomycota; Pucciniomycetes; Pucciniales; Melampsoraceae. Bases 1 to 1086 code for a protein of 361 amino acids. The transcript is spliced from 3 exons.
AUGAUCAUGAACCCAACAGAAGAACAAGAAAUCAAUCCUCAACCUUCUUCAUCAACUAAUCAUCAACCAACAUCUGAUAACAUCCAUUCAGCACCUCCCCCAUCAUAUGCUGAAGCUCACCUCCUCCAACCUUACCAAUCAACUCAAUCCAUCUCGCCUCACCCCUUUGAAUCAUCUCACCAUUUCCCCGAUGGACUCUUUAUCAUAAAGAACCGAAGCUCAGAAAAGGUCUUGGACGUUCGAGGUGGAGCUUCAGAUGUUGGAUCAGAGGUUAUUGCUUAUCAAAUGAAGCGACCUGUUCUGAUAGAUGGAGAUCUUAUGCAUCGUAAAAACAAUCAGCUCUUUUUCUUAGAUUGGCACGGAUGUUUAUGCGCCGCUAAUUCUCGUCUGACGAUUGAUGUUGAUCCAAACUUUGGUCUGUUCCUAUCAUCGCCACAACCGAUCUGUUCAAAUCCAAAUCCAUCAUCACAUCCACCACCACAAUUUUUAUACGAUUUACAAACUCGAACGAUCUCAGUUCAAUUUUCACAUGAUCCUACUUAUUCAGGUGCAAGUUUAGAACAAAUUCAUAGUGUUGAUUAUUUACUGGAAGUUCAGCCUAAAUCAAAAUUAGAGCAACCUCCACCUACUGCAACAGCUCUUGAGAAAUUAUCUGAAUGGAUUCCUUUUACUAGAUCACCUCCUUUAUCGAAUUCAUCAAGAACAUCUCCAUCUACCUCUACCGCUGCAUCUCAACUACCUUCAUUCCAAGCAUCCGUUGAUUUCUUAAAUACUUCAUCUGAUCCAGAUCUUGAUGAUUCAUCAGACCCAUCAAGAGAAGUAAGAGUAGUAUCAGUAGCACCAGGUUGGCGUGAAAAAUUUCCAUCUUCGAAUUCCCCAGAAGCAUCUAAAUGGCUUAAGCGUCAAUUCGAUCUUGCUAAGAUUGUUCGACAAGCUCGUAGAGAUUUUGAUCCGAACUCAGGACUUGAUUUAUCUCAUCUUGAUCCUGAUGCUUCUCCUCUUGAUCAAGGUGCAUUGUCUGAGCUCGGUGAUGUACUUGGAGAAAUAGGUACUGAAAUUUCAAGGGCUUUCAGGAGAUCUACUUGAUAUUUCUUCAAGGGUUUGGGUCCUGGAAGGAUAAGGUGAUGAGGAUGAUGAUGAUUGCUUUGUCACCAUCUGAUUCUUGGGGACUUUUGUAUGAUCAUGCUGAUAAUAAUUGGUUGCAAUGUUUCAGGCAGACUGUUGUUUCUUUUGUAUGUCAUAGCUUCUUCUCACCUUUAGCAAUGUGUAGUAGGAAUAACAGAUAAUUUGAUGUAAUGAAUUGGUUUGUAUUAUU